Molecule: messenger RNA, 1116 nt
Organism: Medioppia subpectinata
Lineage: Eukaryota; Metazoa; Arthropoda; Arachnida; Sarcoptiformes; Oppiidae
Source: the annotation of a GenBank genome assembly
AUGUUUGUUCACAUAAUGGAGAAUAUCUGUUCAAUUCUUAAGCCAUUGGUUGCGGGUGUGUUGAAUAUUGGGGUCAACACAACGACCGAACCCCUGAAAGACUGUGUGGAAGUGCCCGCACAUCACCUGCUGUUCCAGAUCGCCAAUAUAUGUUUCGUCUUAUCCUAUGCCAUACCUAAUGGCAAAUAUUGUAUUUUGUUUAUGCAUUCAAUGCUGGCGUUCGGCUGUCUAUUGGCGGCCGUCUGGUCGUGGAGUUUUAUAUGUGGUUCAGGAAUGAUUGGCUGGUAUUUCACAGUUAACGUUAUUUCGGGCAAUCAUUUCCUUCAUUGCAUUGAAAGCAAACAAUUCUUAGAUUCGCCGGAAUUUGAAAGCAGUAAAUCGGGAACUGAAGAGAAAUUCAAAGUGUCUCUCAUCGCCGCCACUUCCUGUCGAUACAUCUUCUGGCAAAGACAAUCACUCGAAUACCUUCUUAUUAAACAACAAUUCUUGGCUAAUGUCUUAAGUCUAAUACUAUCCCGCGAUAUAACCAAUAAACUCUAUGCUAUGAACGAAAAGAUCGUCGCCGAUAAGGGCUCUCAACUGGACAUCCGUUUGCCAAUUAUAAUCACCUCAUUGUGUAAUUCAGGCUCAAGUGUCGGAUCGCACGAACAAAGAGGAGAAUCGCCGACCACUUCCAGAAUGCCGUUUCGCGAACGAAUCGCUUCACCCGUUAUGUUCUUUAAAGGCGCCCGAAGUAAAAGUUUGCAGACAAACAGUUUAGGACUGGCGGUCAACACUUCCCCGCGAAUGAUAUCACGACCGCCCAAACUAUCACCAAAAAAAGAUUUCAUUGAUUUAAAACAUAUUAGCGAAGAGAUUAAUAGUGAUCUCUAAAUACAUAGACAUAACACCCACUCAUUCACCAAAGAACAGAAUGACUGCUAAAUGGUCUCAUUUUUCAUAACUUUUUUCCAUCAAAUAAUUGACAGCAAAUCUGAUGAUUUGUCUUCUCAUACGACACAUACAACUCAUAAACAUUAACUAUUGACGACUCUAUUUGUAUUAUUUGUGAUUACCGUCCGAUGUUUAGUCUGUUUGAGAUAAUGUCAAAACUGAUUGAGUUUCAUAAACUCAAGC